Molecule: messenger RNA, 4286 nt
Organism: Microcebus murinus (gray mouse lemur)
Lineage: Eukaryota; Metazoa; Chordata; Mammalia; Primates; Cheirogaleidae
Gene: CLIP4
Product: CAP-Gly domain containing linker protein family member 4
Biological process (GO): cytoplasmic microtubule organization
Cellular component (GO): microtubule plus-end; nucleus; cell cortex
Molecular function (GO): microtubule plus-end binding
Source: RefSeq, a predicted model, not a curated record
UGGCUGGUGCCCUCAAAGGAGGACUGUACCCACCAAAGGGAGGCAAGCCAAAGCCUGCCACCACCACCCUGGCUUUCUGUAAUUGGAUCGGCACAGGGGCCCCAGGGAGCCCAUUAUGAAAACACCUAUUUCCAUACACUCCCAGCUAAUAUUCUAAACAAUUUGUGCUCUUGCUAGGGAAGACUUGUGAGGGGCUGAAAUUUUUUUUUUCUGGGUGACACUGAGAAGACAGUCACAUGAUCUGGUGGUUUUCUAGAAGAUGACCAUAGAGGACCUACCAGAUUUUCCAGUAGAAGGAAACCCUUUGUUUGGAAGAUAUCCAUUUUUAUUUUCAGGUUCUGAUACUCCUGUCAUCUUUUCCAUUUCUGCAGCACCAAUGCCUUCAGACUGUGAAUUUUCUUUCUUUGAUCCUAAUGAUGCAUCAUGCCAGGAAAUUCUCUUUGAUCCCAAAACUUCGGUCUCAGAAUUAUUUGCCAUUUUAAGACAGUGGGUUCCUCAGGUACAGCAAAACAUUGACAUUAUUGGAAACGAGAUUCUUAAGAGAGGUUGCAAUGUAAAUGAUAGAGACGGACUGACAGAUAUGACUCUUUUACAUUAUACCUGCAAGUCUGGAGCUCACGGCAUUGGUGAUGUUGAGACAGCUGUAAAAUUUGCAACUCAACUUAUUGAUCUGGGAGCAGACGUUAGUUUGCGGAGUCGCUGGACAAAUAUGAAUGCUUUGCAUUAUGCUGCUUAUUUUGAUGUCCCGGAACUUAUAAGAGUGAUAUUGAAGACAUCAAAACCAAAAGAUGUGGAUGCCACUUGCAGUGACUUUAAUUUUGGAACAGCUCUGCACAUCGCAGCGUACAACUUGUGCGCAGGGGCUGUGAAAUGUCUGCUGGAGCAGGGAGCCAAUCCUGCAUUUAGGAAUGACAAAGGACAGAUCCCUGCCGAUGUUGUCCCAGACCCAGUAGACAUGCCGUUAGAAAUGGCUGAUGCUGCAGCAACUGCCAAAGAAAUCAAGCAGAUGCUACUGGAUGCAGUGCCUCUGUCUUGUAUCUCAAAGGCCAUGCUUUCAAAUUACGAUCAUGUCACUAGCAAGGCAAUGCUGACGUCGCUUGGCCUGAAGUUGGGGGAUCGUGUUGUUAUCGCAGGACAGAAGGUUGGGACAUUAAGAUUUUGUGGAACAACCGAAUUUGCAAGUGGGCAGUGGGCUGGCAUUGAAUUGGAUGAACCAGAAGGAAAAAACAAUGGAAGUGUUGGAAAAGUCCAGUAUUUUAAAUGUGCCCCCAAAUAUGGUAUUUUUGCACCUCUUUCAAAGAUAAGUAAAGCAAAAGAUCGAAGGAAGAAUACACUACACACUCCUUCUACAAAAGCUGCUGUACCACUCAUUAGGUCCCAGAAAAUUGACAUAGCUCAUGUAACAUCAAAAGUAAAUACCGGAUUAAUGACAUCAAAAAAAGAUAGUGCUUCUGAAUCAACACUUUCAUUACCUCCUGGUGAAGAACCGAAAACUGUAACAGAGAAAGAUGUUACCCUGAAUGGAUCUAUCAGCAGCUCCUCUUCUACAUCGUCUUUGGAACACAAACAGAGCUACCCCAAGAAACUGAGUGCAAGCAGCAAUAACAAGAAGACAAUGAGCAAAAGCUCUUCUCUGUCAUCCAGAGCCAGUGCUGGUUUGAAUUCUUCAGCAACAUCUGUAGCAAAUAAUACCCGCUGUGAAGGAGAACUCCACCUUGGAGAUCGUGUGUUGGUGGUAGGCCAGAGAAUUGGUACCAUUAAGUUCUUUGGGACAACAAAUUUUGCUCCAGGAUAUUGGUAUGGUAUAGAGCUUGAAAAACCCCAUGGCAAGAAUGAUGGUUCAGUUGGAGGUGUGCAGUAUUUUAGUUGUUCUCCAAGAUACGGAAUAUUUGCUCCCCCAUCCAGGGUGCAAAGACUAACAGAUUCCCUGGAUACUCUUUCAGAAAUUUCUUCAAAUAAACAGAAUCAUUCUUAUCCUGGUUUUAGGAGAAGUUUCAGCACAACUUCUGCUUCUUCCCAGAAAGAGAUUAACAGAAGAAAUGCUUUUGCCAAAUCCAAAACGGCCUUACGCCGCAGCUGGAGCAGCACUCCCACCGCAGGUGCCACUGAAGGGAGCGUGAAGCUGCACGAGGGGUCCCAGGUCCUGCUCACGAGCUCCAACGAGAUGGGCACUGUUAGGUACGUGGGCCCCACCGACUUUGCCUCAGGUAUCUGGCUUGGACUCGAGCUCCGAAGCGCCAAGGGGAAAAAUGAUGGAGCAGUGGGUGAUAAGCGCUAUUUCACCUGUAAGCCAAACCACGGCGUGUUAGUUAGACCCAGCAGAGUGACCUAUCGGGGAAUUAAUGGGUCAAAGCUUGUGGAUGAGAAUUGUUGAGUUAAACUUCUAAAAUACUGAAUGAGCUUGAAUACGUACACACACACACACACACACACACACACACACACACACACGGAGUAAGUAAAGAGUCCAUGGCAAAUGGUUUAUUUAGCCAUUAUUUAAAAUUUGAAAAUAUAGUUAUCUUCAUAAAAACCAUUACAACAAUUCAGAGGGAGUCCUUUCAAAAGCCACAAGUAUGAACUCUGCGAAAUCAUAGUUCUUUUAAAACAAUUUUAAAAUAAGUACUUUUUAAAGCUUUAGGUCCCAAGAAAAUUCUGGGACUCAGGAAAAAAUGUGCCAUUAGGUGACCAUCUACGGCAUUACUUAGCUUAUUUUGCUUCACUUUUGCUCUUAAUAUUGGAUUUCUCUUAGUGCCAUGAUUGUGAGGGCUUUCACUAGCUUUGGUUAACAUAAAUGUUCACAUUACCUUUACUGUCAGGCAGUUCUGGAGUUUUUCUUUCUGUGCUUUAUUACUAAUAAGUACAAUAAGAAUAAUAGCUAAAUGACUAGUGUAUUUUUUAUAUUUUUUUGGUAAAAUUUUUGUUCUUUCAGAAAUGCCUCAUUUAAAGACAUGUUAGAACUUUGGAGCCAGAAGGGGCCUCAGGGACCCUCUAGCUCUGCCUGUCACCCAUUGCCAAUACUGAGAUGGAAGCCUGUCCUACCCAGGCUCACUAACUAGCUGGUUAACAGAGCUAAGGAUAGAACGUGGGUCUCCAGACUUGUGGCUCAGUGCUCUUUCCUCUGUACGAAGUGUGUAAUCUCAGAUUUUUCUUCUGCUGCUGCUCCAUGAUUUAAGGUUUAUGAAUUCAAGUCAUAAUUAGAAUUUUUUGCACAAAGUUAUUUAACUUCCUUAUUGAGAAUAUUUGUAACACACACAAAGCACUUUUAAAACAUGAUGCACUUUUUAUAUUUGUGGAGAAUUUGUCAUCCUUUCCUCCUGUGAUAUGAAAAACAUUUUAAAAAAUGUAUUUAACAGACGAGAGCAAAUUGAGAUGUGCUAGGAAGGAUAUAUUUGUUAUUCAUUUAAAUGUUUAUGAUUUCUGGACUUUUUUGGUUUUAUUACUCAUGAAACUGGUUGUGUGUUUGCUAUGGUGGUGGUUCUACUUCCAAUUGUCGUAGAGUUCAGCCUGUUGUAAAGCUAUGGGACUAUAUUAUGUUUUUAUUUUUCUUCUUGAGCACAUGUUAAACUAAGCUUCAUAUUAGAGUGAUAUAAUAAUGUAAAACAUUUGUAUUGUGGAUAUGUAUUGAAGUUUUGUCCUGUAUGUGUAAAGAUUUAUCUUUUAUUGUAAAUACUUAGACUUUAAACUACCACAGAAAUAUUGGAGCAGUUUGCUUUAUAAGAUUAAAAGUAUCCUUCAGAAUGGAGCUCACUUUGUGCUUAGAAAUAAUACGUUGAACUAUUUUGCAAUAUACUAUUUUAAAUCUAAAUUCUGUCACUUUGCUGCCUUUUUAAAAUAGUGUGGUAUUUCAAAUAUUGGUAGAGCUAUUUUCCUGAAAUACAUUUGCAAAUUAAGGCUGCUAUAUAUUAUUUUUAUUGAUUGAAGAAAAUGACUGUACUGCAAUUCAAAAGUAAACUUAUUUUAUUAUACAGAUUAUUUCUUUAAAACUCUAUUUAUACUUUGACCUUAAUGAAAUCCAUUAUGGCACCAAACUUGGGUAUCCAUAAUUUUUUGCUGUUAAAUACAGAACACUUUAAGUUCGAAACAGUAAUGCUGAUACUGAAUUUAUUUUUGAAGUCAAAGAAUCAAUUGCUCUCUUCGUAUUUAGGUUAGGAUUAUUAAAUCCACAUAACGUGUAUGUUUAUAUACACAUACAAAUUAGGUGUUUUCGUUUGUGUUUCGCUUAUUAAAUGUCAUUUAAAGUUCACUUCUUGAGCAUUAAUAAAAAGGGAAGCUGUUUGGUUUUGGAA